Molecule: messenger RNA, 4516 nt
Organism: Zootoca vivipara (common lizard)
Lineage: Eukaryota; Metazoa; Chordata; Lepidosauria; Squamata; Lacertidae
Gene: ALG6
Product: ALG6 alpha-1,3-glucosyltransferase
Biological process (GO): protein N-linked glycosylation; dolichol-linked oligosaccharide biosynthetic process
Cellular component (GO): endoplasmic reticulum membrane
Molecular function (GO): dolichyl pyrophosphate Man9GlcNAc2 alpha-1,3-glucosyltransferase activity
Source: RefSeq, a predicted model, not a curated record
GCGCGCUCCUGAGCUGAGCCAGAGCCGGGAGCGCGGCGUCUCCUGGCUAGCAGAAAUGGAUUUGAGGGGCGGGGAGUUGUAGGAGGGUUGCAGAACUUGCAGGUGACGAGCGAAGCGGGCGGAACCCUCUAUUUGAAACUCAAAAGGGGGGUGCUUUCUGAGCUGCGCCCGACUAAAGGGUCGGAAGGGACAGCCUCGUCCUAGAAGGAGGCGUUGCUUCAGCACCACCAACCACCGCCCCCGUCCUUUUCUUUUGACAGGGUGUCACUCCAACGACUUUCCAUGCUCGGGGUUGUUUUGUUGGCCCUGUCAGCAAAAGGGGCGACCCUGGUCCUACUCAGCCCUCUCAGAUGCUUUGCUAGAUACUGUGCCUCGGCUGCUGCAGAACCCGUUUCAGCCCUGGGUUAUGUGAAGUAGUCAGUGGUUUAUUGAAGAAACAUGUUCUGGAGGCUUGUGCAGAGUUUCUUUCCCUUUCUCUGCUGAGCCACUAAGCAUCCCUACCCUCUUGCGCACACACACGGAAGCAGGAGGUGUAGAGUGUUUUGGUGAUUUCGGAAAAGCAGCUAUGCAAAAAUGGAGCUCAAUGACAAUUACUGCAUUACUAGGCCUUCUUGUCCGUUGGACUGUGUCACUUGGUUCUUACUCAGGUGCAGGAAAACCACCUAUGUAUGGAGACUACGAAGCUCAAAGACACUGGCAAGAAGUUACCUACAAUCUGCCAGUUAAACAGUGGUACUUCAACACCAGUGACAAUAAUUUGCAAUACUGGGGCCUUGACUAUCCACCUCUUACUGCUUAUCACAGUCUUCUGUGCGCUUAUGUAGCGAAGUUAAUCAAUCCAGAUUGGAUUGCUCUGCACACAUCUCGUGGGUAUGAGAGUCAGCCACACAAGCUAUUCAUGCGGGCAACAGUUUUUGUUGCUGAUAUGCUAGUUUACAUACCUGCAGUAAUCUUGUACUGUUGUUAUUUAAAAGAGACUUCUGCUAAGAGGAAGAUUUCUAGUGCUCUCUGCAUACUGCUUUAUCCGGGACUCAUUCUGAUUGAUUAUGGACAUUUUCAAUAUAAUUCCGUGAGCCUUGGAUUUGCUUUGUGGGGAGUGCUUUGCCUGUCUUAUGAUUUGGACCUCUUAGGCUCAAUAGCAUUCUGCUUGGCUCUAAACUACAAACAAAUGGAACUGUACCAUUCAUUGCCCUUCUUCAGCUAUCUCUUGGGAAAGUGCUUCAAAAAAGGGCUGGUGGGGAAGGGGCUGUUACUAUUAAUGAAACUGGGGUUUACCGUAGGUGUUUCUUUUGCUCUCUGUUGGCUCCCGUUUUGUACAGACGUUGAACAAAUUUUGCAAGUGUUCAGAAGGCUCUUUCCAGUUGAUCGAGGUUUGUUCGAGGAUAAAGUGGCCAAUGUUUGGUGCACUGUAAGUGUUUUUUUCAAAGUAAAGGCAGUGCUGUCAGCAGAAACUCAACUUAAACUAAGCUUUGCCUUAACAUUCCUGACUGCACUUCCCAGUUGCAUAAAACUAACUCUGCAGCCUUCUAUCAAAGGAUUCAAAUAUGCUUUGGUUAGCUGUGCAUUAUCCUUCUUCCUGUUCUCAUUCCAAGUGCAUGAAAAAUCUAUUCUUCUAGUUUCAAUACCCGUCUGCUUAGUUAUACAUGAAAUUCCUUUUAUGUCUACAUGGUUUCUACUUGUUUCAACCUUCAGCAUGCUUCCCCUUCUCCUGAAAGAUGGCCUGCUCCUGCCAUAUAUUGUGACAACACUGGCCUUUCUCACAGUGUGUGCAACUUCUUUUUCAAUAUUUGAAAAUACUUCUGAAGACAAUAUGCAGCUAAAACUUUUCCCCACUUCCAUUAGACGAUGCAUUCCAUGGUUCAGAACAUUCACAACGGUUAUUAGGAGUUCAUUCCUUGUCUCAAUAACUCUGAUGGGCAUCCUGACUUUAAUGAGUGCUACAUUGGAUCCUCCACAAAGGCUACCAGAUUUAUUUCCUCUAGCUGUCUCUGCUGUAUCCUGCUUGCACUUUCUAUUCUUCUUGCUAUAUUUUAAUGUCAUUGCAAUAUGGGAAUCAAGAGAUAGCAGAAAUCAGAAAAAAACCAAUUAGGUCAAAGUGCCAACCCGCAAAACUAAUGACUAAAGCGAGGGGACACCUUUUAAUAUUUUCAUAGAACUAUGUCUUAAAUCAUAUGUAAUGUGAGGUAUAAAUUGCUUUCUUAUUUUAUGUAUUUGCUGGGGAAAGCCACACAAAAAUGUUUACAUGUCAAUUUGUGCUGUUUCAGGAAUGUGAAUAGCCAUUAUUAAGAGAGGUUUGAAAUGGACUCUUUGUCCUCUGUAUGCAAUAAAAGGGAAACAUCAUACUUGAUUAUUUGUUGAAGAUGGAAAGCUACUGGUACCUUGAAAACAAUUAAGUAAUAUUUUGGCCACCUUUACUGGCUUAUUUUGAAUAAGGUUUCCAAAUUAAUAGCAUGCGUUUUCAGUUUAAUGCACUUCAAAUUAAAUGUGUUGGGGAUGCAGAACCAUAUUUUACGGCUACUAAAUGCUGUCUCUUCUAGCCUAUUUGAUUAGAUACAUUAAGCUGCCUUGUACAAUAUUUCACUAUUCUCUAUGAUAUACUUAAAAUCAUCAAGGCCACUGAACUAAUAUUCAUGACUCAGUGUCAUGGUUCAUACUUCCAUGACAGUCUUAUUUCAGUAUUAACCUUUAUACUAGCUAAAAGUCCAUAACAAGAGUCCCAAGGCGUUGUUGUGGCCAACAUUAUUUUUAAUGUACAUCAACAUGUAAGCCUCCCAGCAACAUGCAAAUUUUAUAGCCAAAAUAGCAUUUUAGUCAUAUAGAUUCUAAUUCUAUAACUCUAAUGCAGAUCACCAAGAACUCAAAUUGUGCAAAGUCCUUUUUCUGUAGCACUCUCUUGUAAUAGUCUUGAUAUUUAAUAGCCUGCAACUCAAAUAUUGUUGGGUUUUAAAAUAUGAAGUUAUUGCAAGAAUUCAAAUCCAUUUGGAAUUCUUUGGUGCUUGAUGGUUGUCUCCAUGCCAUCUGCCUGCACUGACAAAAGUGUACAUGGCGUAUAAAGAAUUAGACCAAUUUCUAGCAGCCACUUAGGAAGACUUGACAUUUCUGCUGUAUAUGACACAUCAUCAUGGACAUGAACAAUUAGUUCAUUGUUCCUAGCCAAAGUCUUAUAUACUUAUAUACACAUUGACUUUGAGUAUUCAUUUUAAAUACAAAAUUCAAGAAGCCUCUGAUUUAAUUUGAUUUGUUGCCAUAUUUUAGCACCUUAUUCAACAAGACAAUAUAGACUUAUCACAUGCUUCUACUGCAUGUCAGCUCCACCCAAAUUUAUUCCUUUUUGCUGUUCUGAAAACAUGUACAGCAGUAAGACAAAGCCCUUAAAAUGGGAUAAAGUGGUACUACAUAUUUCCGAUACAGAUUUUCAGUUUGCAAGUACAUGGUUUGCUUUGCUGCCAUACAAAAUGCAACAUAAUCUGAAUGUAGCUUUUUGCAAAGCUCAAGCUGCCUAGUAUCUUGUGCCAGGAAACCAAAAUUCUGCAUGCACAGUUACAAUCUAUUAUGCAAACAAAUGCUAAUGAUGUCCUCCCCCUCGGUUUUUCUAAUGGCCCUGCUAUGCUCUAUGAAAAUGAACAGAAGCUGAAAACAUAGGUUCAAUCAUGGGGACUUGAAAUUAAAACAUUGUGCUGGAAUGUGAAGAUUAUUAAAAGUAAAGUUUCCACAGAGCAGUAAUACAUAAUUUAUUGUAUUAAAGGGAAUGAUAUCCUACACCAAUGAAACUUGUAUUUUUCCUACACCAAGUAAGCCUUCUAAGUCUGCAAGUAUACAAACCCGUACACACUUUCAAACGGUAUUCUUUAAAGUUUUUAUAUCAAUCUAUCAAAGGUCCAGUGUGCUGAAAGAAACUGCAUGCAUAAAAUGUUUAUUUAGUUCCUGUCAGUCUAUAUAAAGCACUCCUGGUUCCCAAUAUUGGAUCAAAGAUUAUACCAAACAGAUGGUUGGCUCUGUCAGCCUGGACGGUGCAAUUGCCUCUUUAUUGGGUGUGCCCCAAAUCGGGCCAAACUUCCUUCACUGUUGACCAUCUGUUGGAUGGUUUGUUACUCAGAUAUGUGUGCAAAGAAACCCACUGGUGUGUGCAAUUUCCCCUGGAGUGGAGGCCCAGUGUUCCUAUGCAAUUUGGAUUUAUUUAUUGUGAACGGAAGAGGAUAGCAUGUGCUGAAUGUGCAGCCUUGUCACACAUAGUAAUGGAAGUUAAACCCUAAGCAGGGGGUUGGAUUCAGAGAUGCCAUGCACCAGCGGAAACUGGUGUGACGGGAUAGUUGGCAGAACCUCCCCACUCCAUCGCACCAGUUCCCACACUAUCCUCUAGGAUUCUCAGGGCUAUGUAAGGGGAAGUGCUGGGUGGUGUUCCACGGACCAGGUAGGAAACCUCAAUUUUCCAAGCUGUUGUCUGGUUCCAAUCCAAUGUUUUAUUGGAUGAUGACAUUAACAAUAGUCUGUUUCCACGCCAUUCUUAAAGCUAUUA